This is a messenger RNA of Prorocentrum cordatum, 1359 nucleotides long. NCBI's taxonomy places the organism in Eukaryota, Dinophyceae, Prorocentrales, Prorocentraceae. The record is from the annotation of a GenBank genome assembly.
AUGUAUUACGCCGACCUCUCCGCUUUCCCGGAGUUGAGCCUGUACCUCCCGGCCCGCGGCAGCGACGACGAGAAGUGCACAGCUUCGGACUUUGUCAGCCCAGCAGCAUCCAGUGGCCGCACGACCACGGAGGAGUACCAGCGCACCGUUGGCGCGUUCUUUGCCAUCUAUUGGCUGCUGAGGCUCGAUGGGGAUGGCCGUGACGGCUUCUCCUUCGGCGUGGACGAGGAGUGGGUCCCCAUCAGCGCCCAGAGCAGAAGCUCUUCGCGGGUGCCCUUCGCGGAGAAGCGCGCCAAGUUCGACGAGGAGGCCAAGUGGGAGUUCCUCAGGGGUCUGCUGGUCAACGCGGGCGUCCUCCAGGAAAAGAAGAAGCUGUUCGGCAGAGGGACGUACUUCGUAGUCAACGAGAAGCGUCUCACAUCUCUGCUGGCCCUGACGGCGAUCCACGACAUCAUGAAGAUGGACCAGUAUUGCCCAGUUGUUGAAGCGGACCAUGCGCCUUACCACGGCUAUUCCGCUGGUGACACGAUCGGCGACCAUGACCACGCUCUGAGCUACAUCAUGGACUUUUUCCCGAACUUGUUGCCGUCGUUCAGGGACUUGAGUCCCGAGGAGAGGAGGUCCGUUCAGUUCACGCAGUGUAGUCUCUGCUUCAAUCACGGCUGGCUCGUUCAGGCCGAAGCACCCCCAGGAGCGAUAUUCACGCGCAUGCGGGAGACUCUGAUCCGGGACCACAAGCUCAUGAUCGGGCAGCGAGACAUCGCGCUCUAUUUUGUGCAUUGGUUCACAGAUCUCGCUGGAGCGGAGCCCACACCGCUGGCCGGUUGCGAGAAGUUCUCCCACAAGUUCCCCGUGAGCGUGUUGAACAGCUUCAUCAAAUCCUUCAGCUUCGUCGGGAGGAUCGCGGCCGAAACGGAGACCGCGGUGCUGGAGAGGUACCUGAAGAUGCGGUGGGAGGAGGACGGGCACGGCACUCUCCCCGAAGGACCCGACGCCGUCGCGAGGAUGCGGCUGGCGUGCAUGGCCCAGGCGAACGCCGCUCGUGUCCUCGAGGCUUUCGCCGGCCUGCCGGAUGAGGAGCGGGAGCUGCUCAGCCUGGAGAUGGGGCGCACCGCCUGCAUGAGCCAGAGCUACUCCAAGGGCCUGGUGCUGGACGAGUCGCGCGACCUCCCCGGGGGUCCGGCCUUCCUCGUCUACUACGGCCCCGCCUUCCUGCAGAGCCUGGGGCAGAGCGACGACACCUUGACGAGGCUCCGGAUCCUCGCCGACAUCUACCGCUGUGCGCGGGAGCUCUGGCCCGAGACGGUGUCCGCUGUGGCCAAGACCGUGUCCAUCCGCAUCGAUAUUAUUCAGGGCUGA